AUGCGUGGCGAAAUUUGCCAUCUUCACAUCGGGCAGGCUGGAACCCAGCUCGGAAACAGCGCCUGGGAGCUGUACCUGCUUGAGCACGGCCUCAAGUCGGACGGCCGUCCUGACCCCGAUGCGAAGGAGCUCAACGAGGGCGGAUCUUUCGAGACCUUCUUCACCGAGACUGGAGGCGGCAAAUACGUCCCGCGUUCCAUCUUUGUCGAUUUGGACCCGUCUCCUAUUGACGAGAUCCGAACUGGACCCUACCGCCAGUUGUUCCACCCCGAGCUGUUGAUCAGCGGCAAGGAGGAUGCUGCCAAUAACUACGUGCUGACAUACGCAGAUGCUCGUGGUCACUACACCAUUGGCAAGGAGAUGGUCGACAGUGUCAUUGACCGCAUUCGUCGCGUCGCUGAUAACUGCCUCUUCCCUUUCAGGGGUUUCCUAAUCUUCCACUCUUUCGGUGGGUGGUACAGGGUUCUGGGUUUCGAGUGCGCCUCCUCCUUGAGCGCCUCUCCGACCGACUUACUGCAAAGAAGUGCCAAGCUCGGAGUUCGCCCGGGUAUCCCGCUCCUCGCGUUUCCACCUCCGUCGUCGAGCCACUACAACGCUGUCCUCUCGACUCACAGCACCAUCGAGAACUCCGACUGCACGUUCCUUGUCGACAACGAGGCUGUCUACGAUAUCUGCCGUCGCAGCUUGGACAUCCCCCGUCCCAACUAUGAGCACCUCAACAGGUUGAUUGCUCAGGUUGUCAGCUCCAUUACCUCCAGUUUGCGCUUUGACGGAGCUCUCAAUGUCGACUUGAACGAGUUCCAGACCAACUUGGUGCCAUACCCCCGUAUUCACUACCCGUUGAUCAGCUACGCACCCGUCAUCUCGGCCAAGAAGAGCUCUCACGAGAGCUUCAAGGUCAGCGACCUUACCUUCCAAUGCUUUGAGCCCAACAACCAGAUGGUUGUCUGCGACCCGCGCAACGGAAAGUACAUGGCCGUCGCCCUUCUGUACCGCGGAGACAUUGUUCCCCGCGACUGCAGUGUCGCCGCUGGUCAGCUCAAGGCCAAGUCUUCCUUCAACCUGGUCGAGUGGUGCCCUACUGGUUUCAAGCUUGGCAUCAACUACACCAAGCCCAUCAGCGUCCCUGGAAGCGAGCUCGCUGCCGUCGACCGAAGCGUUUCCAUGCUUAGCAACACCACUGCUAUCGCCGAGGCCUGGUCGCGUCUGGACCACAAGUUCGAUCUCAUGUACUCGAAGCGUGCUUUCGUUCACUGGUACGUGGGUGAGGGUAUGGAGGAAGGAGAAUUCUCCGAAGCUCGUGAAGAUCUUGCAGCACUGGAGAAAGAUUACGAAGAGGUGGCCAGUGAUUCCCUUGAUGACGAGGGCAUCGAAGAGGGCGAGUACUAAGCUUUAUACCAUCGUUGCAAGCGACUUGAACAAUUUUUUGGGUUUGCUAUGCGGACUCGCAGCGCGAUGUUUUCAAGAUAAUAUAGUUACAUUCGCACAUUGCUGCACUUCGGUGCUAGUUUGAUAGGAAUGCAUAAUUUUGUGGAA
Messenger RNA from Parastagonospora nodorum SN15, 1536 nucleotides. RefSeq lists its product as hypothetical. Gene Ontology annotation, cellular component: cytoplasm; microtubule. The record is from RefSeq and is a predicted model, not a curated record. The transcript has 9 exons. Bases 1 to 1389 code for a protein of 462 amino acids. NCBI's taxonomy places the organism in Eukaryota, Fungi, Ascomycota, Dothideomycetes, Pleosporales, Phaeosphaeriaceae. Gene Ontology annotation, molecular function: GTP binding; structural constituent of cytoskeleton. Gene Ontology annotation, biological process: microtubule cytoskeleton organization; mitotic cell cycle.